This is a messenger RNA of Penicillium olsonii, 1023 nucleotides long. NCBI's taxonomy places the organism in Eukaryota, Fungi, Ascomycota, Eurotiomycetes, Eurotiales, Aspergillaceae. The record is from the annotation of a GenBank genome assembly.
AUGCAGUCCGGUAUCACAGUCUCCUCGGAGCUGCAAGAUGCUUUCGCCCGCUUCAACUCCGACACCUCCACCUUCUGCUUGCCCGUAACCAUCACAGCAGAGACCCUCACACCCUUGACCCCUAUCUCCUUCCAAGGCACUCCGUCCGCGGACUCCUUCUUCUCGGCCCUCCCCCAGCUGUCCUCUGUCCUGCAGCCUAAAACACCCAUCUACCUGCUUAUCCGACGCACCAAGUCCUCCUCGACCUCGCUCAUUGCUCUGACUUACAUCCCCUCCAAUGCCCCCGUGCGAGCGAAGACUCUCUUCGCCUCCACUCGCUCGACUUUGACCCGUGAACUCGGCACGGAGAAGUUCGCUUCCACCGUCUUUGCUACCGAGGAAGACGAGGUUCUGGGCCAAGACGCAUGGCGCGAGCGUGAUGGCGAGGGUCCUAACGCAAUCAGCCGCGAGGACAUGAUGGGUGAGAAGGAGCGGGAACUCGAGGCUGUGAGGAAGGCCGAGGCCGAGGCGCGCAGCGGUACACCUGGUCGAGACAUUGGAAUCGGUGGAACUUUUGGUCCUGGUUCCGGCUCCGGAAUGCGGGUUUCUAUGUCUGUUGAUGAGGCUGCUAAGACUGCUCUUAGGGAUCUACAGGAUGGUGGACUUGUUCAGUUGACAAUUGACAUUCCAACGGAGAAGAUCAUCUUGGCAGACUCCAAGACCAGUGUCGAACCGAGCGCCGUUGCUUCUCACAUCUCGUCCUCCUCCCCACGGUACACCUUCUACCACUACCCCGGAUCUGAUGUUGUUGUUUUCGUGUACACCUGUCCCAGCGGAUCGUCGAUCAAGGAGCGCAUGCUGCAUGCCAGCUCGCGGAGGAACGCCAUCACGGUGGCCGAACAGGAGGGCCACAAGAUCUUGAAGAAGAUCGAGGCCUCGGGCCCUGACGAGAUCACCGAUGAGCGUUUGCAAGAGGAAGUCAACCCGCCGCGAGACCAAGGGCCUGCGCGAGGAUUCGCCAGACCUCGUCGCCCCGGUCGGUAA